Molecule: messenger RNA, 1128 nt
Organism: Mizuhopecten yessoensis (Yesso scallop)
Lineage: Eukaryota; Metazoa; Mollusca; Bivalvia; Pectinida; Pectinidae
Product: aquaporin-9-like
Exons: 7
Coding region: 21-917 (298 amino acids)
Biological process (GO): glycerol transmembrane transport; water transport
Cellular component (GO): plasma membrane; basolateral plasma membrane
Molecular function (GO): water channel activity; glycerol channel activity
Source: RefSeq, a predicted model, not a curated record
ACACCUUGAUCGAAACAACCAUGUUGACAAAAUCAAUGAGAAGAGAAGCCAUGGCCGAGUUCCUGGGAACGUUCGUUUUUAUGACUUUCAGUGACGGUGCAGUAGCCCAGUGGCUCUUAAGUGCUGGGUCUCGGGGGUCUGCUCUGUCUAUUCAUAUCUCACAGGGAAUCGGUGUGAUGAUGGGCGUAUACAUAUCUGGAGGGGUAUCAGGAGGCCACAUUAACCCAGCAGUGACUGUAGCACAGGCUUUCCGAGGACGUCUACCCUGGAAAAAAGUACCGUUCUACUUGGCAGGGCAAUACGGAGGAAGCUUCCUCGCCUCUCUAUUACUAUAUCUGGUCUACAAUGAUGCUCUAUAUCACUAUGAUGGCGGCGUUCGUUCCACCAUUGGACCAACAAGUACCGCUGGAAUAUGGGCCACAUAUCCUCAAACUUUUCUCUCCGUCACCAACAGUAUAGUGGACCAGAUAUUUGGGGCUGCAGUCUUGCUAAUAUGUGUGUCGGCGCUGUCAGACAAGAGGAACAUGAAUCCGUCUUCUGGACUCAUACCUGUGUGUACUGGACUUCUCGUCUUUGUUAUAAACACUACAUUCUGUUUCAAUUGCGGCUGCGCAAACAACCCAGCACGUGAUUUAUCACCAAGAUUAUUUACUGCAAUGGCUGGAUGGGGAAGCCAACCUUUCAGUUACAACAGAUACUCGUAUUUUUGGGUACCAGUGCUCGGGCCACACAUAGGAGCAGUCCUUGGCACCCUUGUGUACGAUCUCUGUAUUGGUUUUCAUUGGCCAGAUGACAAUGAAAAGGUCAAUGUCGACCAGCCUGUUUGGAUUCCACGGACAUUUCACAAGUUCAAACAAAAACAAUACUGCAAAAACAAAAGUGAGGAAUUUGACCAUCUUUUGGAAACCUCCGUUUGAAAAACAAAAAUAUCUUAUAGGUUUAAAUACUUUACCGAAGUAUACAUAUAAAUGCAUAAAUAAAUAAAGAAUACAACAGAUACAUAAAGACUACAGCACCUAUAUAAAGUGUACAGCAGUUAGAAAAGAAGUAUACAUAAGAUACAUAAAGUAUAGGCCUACAACAGAGAUAAAGUAUACAGCAGAUACAUAAAAUGUAGGCCUACAACAG